AUAUUCUUUUCGAAAUAUCGAUAUCAAUCAUCGAAAGCAAGCCGUCUUUGGCUUCUUGCUUUGAACAGUUUGUUUACGUUUGCAAAAUAAAAUGUCUGCGCGACCGGGUCUGCAUAAAGUUAAUAUCACACAAAGCCCCAAACGACCUGCUCCGCAAGCUGUUGAUGUGGUUGAUAAUGAUGAGCACAUUCUAACUAACUCGGUGGUUAAUGAUGACUUCAAGCUAGCGGAAUCAGCAGCGCACUAUGAGGAAGGUUCGUCGGGAGAGGAAGACCAGAACGAGGCCGGCGAAGAUGUAGUGCCCGACAAGCAGAGGAUCUGGCACUUUAAUGUUAUUGUUCCUCUUAUAUUAAUUUUACUGGCGAUGGUAGCCUGGCAAUACAGCAAUACAGCGGAUACAGCGGAUAAAAGCUGUGCUUUUGAGAAGCUGCGCAAGAUCGAGCCGAUCCAAUCGGAAAGAGUAUGGAAGCCUCUACAAAAAGGCAUUGAAGGACUGAUCAACAAGCGAGAUCCGCGACCCAGUGUGUUCCUGUUUCUGCAUCAAGAUAAGAGCCUAAAGACACUCAUUGACGAUAUUGCCACUGAGGCGUCCGGCUGUUUUGGUGGACCAGGGAAGCCAAUACAUAUGAACAAAGAUGACUUUGUGUCCCAAACUGGCGACUAUGGAUUUGCCAUAGAGCAGUUUAAGAAGAAAAUUAAAGAGGGCAAAGUAUUUGUCAUUGUUAAUCUCAAUGAGAUUCCUCCAAGUUCGGCACGGGCCUUGCAUACGAUUUGCGACACCUACAACCCCAUUGCCGCGGAUUCAGUUAUCUUUCUUACGCUGCACACAUCCAACACAAAAGACACGGGAAACUCGGUGGAAUUGGCUAAGGAAACGCUGUACGAGCUGUGGGGCACGCAGCUGCUAGACAACGAGCUUGAUCCCCUAAUCACGCGUGUCACCGACCAGGUGCUGCAUCUACACAGCAAGAGCUAAGCUCUCGUUGCUCUCAGAAUCUAAAGAAAACUAGAUUUAAUAUAAAUUUGUAUUAAUAAACCAAUAGCAUUUA
This is a messenger RNA of Drosophila obscura, 1049 nucleotides long. RefSeq lists its product as uncharacterized. Gene Ontology annotation, cellular component: membrane. The transcript has 3 exons. The record is from RefSeq and is a predicted model, not a curated record. Gene Ontology annotation, molecular function: ATPase activator activity. Gene Ontology annotation, biological process: membrane organization. Bases 92 to 976 code for a protein of 294 amino acids. NCBI's taxonomy places the organism in Eukaryota, Metazoa, Arthropoda, Insecta, Diptera, Drosophilidae.